UCUCGUGGGGGAUUCCGGAGAUAAUCCAUAGCGUAUUUUUUAAUCCGGAAUACUGGGCUUUUUUCAUUGCAAAAACUUACACAUUUUCAUGAACCGUUUACGUGUUUUAAACUCUGGAUUAAUAUCAUUGUUGUGUGAGCAAACCACAUCAUUUGGUGUAAGAGCAUAGCAGAUCUCAGCAACGAUGGCCAACGAACACAUAUCCAACAGCAAAGAGCGUCUUAUACGGUUCCUUAAAACAGGAACGGAUAAAAGCUUUUUUCUGCCAGGCAAAAACAAGCACUUUCAGUAUGUUGGGAAUGCCAUGACCCAGAUGAUAAAUAAGGGCAGAGGUUUAGAAGCCGUAGAAUGCAUAAAAAAGGUCCACAGCGAGAAAUUGUUUCUUAAGUUAGACCCGAUGUUGAUGUUUUUAGCCAAUGCUUGUCACUCGAACAAUGACAUGGCAGUAAAGAAAGCUGCAUAUGCACUUGUGGAAAUUGUUUGCGAGACACCAGUAGAGUUAUUCAAAUGGCUAAAACAAGUUAAGACUUGUUCGCAGCUCACCAAGGGCAUUGGUCGUGGAUUACGAUCCACCGUUUCGAACUGGUAUAACUCUAAGGAUCCAAUGCAGGUGGCAGAGUUUGUGACUCGAUACAAGAAUGUUGGCAACUGGAGCCACAAAGAUGUGUUCAGACUUUGUCACGUGAAGCCGGCAAAUGAAAGUAUAGCCUUCAUCAUAAAGGUUGUUUGCAAGGGCCUCAAGUCAGCCACCGAGGCCUACAAAGAACCCUCAGCAGAUAUCCAGAAACUUAUCACAUACUUUGAGGCUGUUGAUUUCGUCCGUCACACGGAGGACGGGUUCGCUGCGGCCAUGAAGUUGGAAGAGAUGGAACUCCAUAAGGAACACAUCCCGGUGUCCUUGCUCUGUUCCAAAGAGAUCUGGAACAGCCUGCUGUUGAAUAUGCCCGUAGGGGAGGUGCUGUCUAGUCUCCCGGCACUCAGCCGUAGGGGGUUCCUCACGGUUCCCGACGGCAAAGCUCAGGAGGACCCCAUUGUUAGAGAGAUCUGCCACAAAGUGUUGCAGAGACUCAAGGAUAGUGAAGCCAUUGAGAAAGAAAAAAUCAGCCCUUACUUUAUCUACAUCGCGAUUCGCAAUUAUGUACAUGUGUUCAGUGAGGUUAAAACCUACCAUCAUGGUAAGGGUGGAUCAAGAAAACGUGAGAACCCAAGCAAUAACGGGCCAGUCUCCUCCUCUUCCCCAUCCCAAGGAAAGAAAAAGAAGCGAAAAGGGAGGAAAACGGAAGAAGGUCAAGGUGAUGCAGGGACUAUGGAGAAGAAAGAAGAAGCUGGAAUGACUGCCAAGGCUCGUGCUAAUAACCCCGAGUUGUAUGACGCAAUUCACGAUGCUUUUAAGGUCGCAGUGGAGAAGAACACUCCCACUACGGGCAAGUCGUACCUGCUUGCAGUGAAAACAGCAGGCAGCGAGUUCCAGAAAGGCAUCCGAGGCACUCCGUCCAUCUCUGCGCUGGAGGUCAUGUCGUUAAUGGCAACCAUCUUGAAGAACAAGGAAAGGAAUGUGGAUCUAGGCUUCUUCACCGCUACGCUGUCCCCCAUGAAGUUUCCAAGUGAGCUUGACAAUAUCAUCGAGGAGAUUUAUAGCCGGGCCGUGCCGGACCUGACGCUGGCAUGUGACCCUGCUGCACCAGUGACCUGGGCCCUGGAGAAGAAGAAGCACUAUGACGUGUUCCUGGUGAUGUCUGACGGUGCAGAGACUCUGGGGGAGGACUCCCCUGCGAGCAAACUGCUGGAGUAUAGACAGCAGAUGAACUUGCCUGACACCAAAAUGGUUCUAUGUGGAUUGGCAGCUCCGAAACUAGACUUUGCCCAGGCCAGCGGUAUGUUGGACAUCGGGGGCUUCGACGCAACAGUUCCCUCCCUUAUACACCAGUUUAUCACUGGAAAGCUAGACACACUGUAGGAUAGAGAGAGAGAAUUCCUGGACUUUCGAUGAUUUCCGGAAAUUUCAGCCCAUGAAAGGAUAGAACACAGGAUAGAGAAACAUCCUAAAAUUUCGAUGAUUGGCUUAUAUUUAAGCCAAUUGGUUGUUUUUUAUGUUGAAAUUCGAUUCCUUACAGAGGUAAAAGGAUUAACCACCCAAUGUUGAUUUAUGGCUGAUAUUCCUUCCUUAAAAGAUUUGAGAUGGUACAAAUCAGUGUUGCAUCAUCAUUUGUGGUGUUAGGUGGACAUGCUUUAGAAAAUGGUUUUUCAACUACUGUAUGUUACAUUAUACCGUGCAAUAAAACAAAACAAAAACUGAGACUUUUCUUGUUGGGCUGAAGUAAAUUCAUGACAUACAGUAGAUUCUGUUCACUUGAAUAUCCCAUUGGUAACUACCAAAUGUUUAAUUUUUAUUCUCUCCCAAAAUUUAUUUUGGGGGGAGCAUAUAGUCGCCACUGCGUCUGUUCGUGUGUGUGUCCAUCCGUCCGUGCACAAUUUUUUCCCGGGCUAUUUCUCAGCAACUAAUGCCCGGAAUUCAAUGAAACUUAUGGGAAGCUUCACUACCAAGAGGAGAUGUGCAUAUAAUCAGUGGGUUCUGGUCAGAUGAUUUUUCACAGAGUUAUGGCCCUUUGAAAUUUUCUAUAAAAAAUUCUUGUCCCCCCAACUACUGUGCCCUCAAGACGUUUCCUUUUAUUUGAAUAUAUAGUGCAAUAUUGUGACAAAAAAAACCUUUGCGGAGCAUCACCCAUCUCUGACUGUUUCUUGUUCUUAGUAUUCAUAGAUGGAGUAAGUUAUAUUCUCAUCUAUUUUACGUUUUAUGCGAUAGAUAUUGGUCUUAUUUGUUGUAAACGUGUAUCAUAUACUAUCAAACAAUGUGAUUUAUAUUUUUUAAAUGCUUAGACAUACAUAAUUUAAGCCUUUUUUUUCUACUCUUAAACCUGUUCUGUUAUUGAAGACUCCCGUGUUUGCAAUGUGUUUGGCCUGCAGAUUACACCUAUUGCCUGUCAAUAGACACAGCAUGCAAGUAUGGUGUGAAAUUGACAUUGGCUGUCACGUAAGUGUGCUGGUCUAAAACUGGAGAUCAUUGGCUGUCAUGUAAGCGUGCCGGUCUAAAACUGGAGAUUUGGUGAGUCUGAUAUGCAGUUAAGUGGAAUCUAUUGACUUUUGUGUUACCUUUAUUUAUCCACUUGUAUCAUGAAAGACACGGAAAAGCAACUAAAAGCGAGAAUUUUACCAUUAAGUCACAUAUGGGCCAGUGGCAAACAAACACCCAUGACAAAUUGGCGGGAAAUGUGUUUUUUAUUUAGCCCGUCUGCUUUCUUUCUAUCAUGCUUUUUUGAAGCAAAAGGACUGUUUGCUUCAUUUGGGACACAAUCUGCUUAUCUGUGACACAUCUGGAUGUUUUAAGUUUUGCAUUUAGAUGCAACAUUUUAGAUUACGAAUAUUACAAGUAAUUUACUGUGUAAACUUACUUCUAUGUGUAAUUCGGCGAAGAAAUGUGUUCAUAUUUUAAUAAUGAAAUAUUUUUGUAUUGUGACAAAGUGAUGUCUUUAUUACAAAUGACCACCCAUAAAAGGUUUUAUGAAAUUGUUAACAGUUAUAUCACUUAUUGACUUAUUGUUAUUGAAUAUGUUUAUUUAUUGAUUUUACAUGUCAUUCAUUACAAUUGUUUUGAAAUUUUGACAAUCUGAAUUUUGCUUUGGUAUAGUCUGGUUGAAUGUAAAGUUGAAUGCCCAUUAAAGUCAAUCAUCUUUUUUAUGUAAAAAAAAGGAGAUUGGAAAUUCGAUUUUCUUGUGUUUUGACAUUGGUUUACUUUUAAUUUCGUCCAAAGGCAAAACAUACCAUGUCAUUCAGUUCUUGGAAUUGUGUAUCACUGGGUAACAGUAGUGUUACUAAAAUAUAGGCUGGUAUUAUUGUUUUCAGUUAUAACUAAGUGGGCAUAAUAUGGUUGAGUUGCUCAAAAUUAAUAGCCCCUAGUUCAUAAGCAUUUGGAUAACAUGGCAUUGAUUGAAAUCAUAAACUCAUAACUAUCAUUAAAAAAACUAAUGACUAUUUACAUAUAACAAGGUAUUCAAACUUAUCUCGCCCUAUUGAUGUCCAUUUCACUUAUUGUCCCCUUCCGGUGAAACCAGAGGGGACUUAUGGUUUGAGCUCUGUCUGUCAGUCUGUCACACUUUUCUGGAUCCUGCGAUAACUUCUUCAUAUUUUGUCAUGAAACUUGAAACAUGGGCUGAUGGCAAUAAGGAAAUUAUGCACGUCAUUUCAUUUUGUUCCUACGUCAAGAAUUCUGGUUGCUAUAUAUAAAAAAUAAAUCUGAAAAUAGUGGAGUUUCACCGGUAGGGGACCACAUUCCUUGGCAAUCUCUUGUUUCUAAUUCUUCAGGCAUGCUUUUGUCAUUUUUCUUUGAUUAAGCUAGCAAUGCGAAUGUCUUCUGCUCAGUGAAUGUGCAGUUUAUUUGCAAUGUAAUAUUGCCUUACCGUUGUUAUUGUAUGUUUGUUUCAUAUCUGUUGCUGGUUUAAGUUGUUGACUAAUAUAUGCAUGUUCUGUAUUGCAACAUGAAAAUUGUAUUCCCCACAUUUGUAUUGAUUUGUACAAUAUAAGCAGUGUUGGGAUAUAUUUUUACUCGUAUUUAUUGAUUUGUAACCAAUACACGUAACCUUUCCAUAGACAAUUCCUAGGUCUUUCAUUUUUGGUUUGGGCAAUUUUUAUCAAUGUGAUGCCUUUAUGACCAGUUUUGUGAUUUCAUGAUACAGAUUUUGAAAGUUGUAUUUGCAUCAGUUGUGGGAUCAUGGUUUUAUAGUGUGUGCACAAUUAAAGAAAUUCAUUUCCAUUUGCUGAAGUUGUUUCUUAAGAAAUAUGAUACAUUAUUUAAGAAAUUUUUUAAAAUUGAUAAAAUGUAGCGGUAUAAGUUUGCAUGUACCGGUAAUAAGCUAUUUGUUGAGUAAUAUGUAAUAAAUAUGGAUAGUUUUUACAUACAUGUAUUAACCCAUUACCACUUAGAAACGUAUUUUGAUGCAUGUGUAGCCCCUUAGAAAGUUACAUUUAAUUAAAGACCUUUCUUACUAGAUUCAAGUUUUAAAGGCUUCAUUUCCAACCUUUAGAUACUGAUGAGCAGCAAACAGCAUAAAACCUGAUCAGAUUGAGAGGUACUUGCAGGCUGUUCUGGUUGCUCGUUGCAUAUACAUGUAGCUGUUCUGAUGUUAUGCUGUUUUCAGAUAGCCAUCUUCACCUCUGAGUGGGAAAGGGUUCAGACAUUCAACACAGUUUGCAUGAAAAUAUAUUAUCCAAUACAUACUUACAUUACACAAAAUUAUGCUGGUAUUUUUUGUGCAUUGUUAAUUGUAGUAGAACUGCAAUUUUUCAUCUUUAUUGAUUGACAGGGAUAUGAUACAACAUUUUGAAUCAUUAUGCAUUUAAUUUAAGUAUUGAUUAUGCAAUUUCAGUUUGUAUGCUUAAUACAUUUUAUAUUUAUUAUGCCAUCCUUCGAAGAAGAGGGGUAUGCCCCCCUUCGAAGAAGAGGGAGUAUAUUGUUUUGCACAUGUCGGUCUGUCCGUCGGUCCAUCCACCAGAUGGUUUCCAGAUGAUAACUCAAGAACGCUUAGGCCUAGGAUCAUGAAACUUCAUAGGUACAUUGAUCAUGACUGGCAGAUGACCCCUAUUGAUUUUCGGGUCACUAGGUCAAAGGUCAAGGUCGAAGUUACUCGAAAUAGUUAAACAGUUUCCGGAUGAUAACUCAAGAAUGCUUAGGCCUAGGAUCAUGAAACUUCAUAGGUACAUUGAUCAUGACUGGCAGAUGACCCCUAUUGAUUUUCAGGUCACUAAGUCAAAGGUCAAGGCCACAGUGACUUGAAAUAGUAAAAUUGU
Messenger RNA from Dreissena polymorpha, 5841 nucleotides. Its product is annotated as RNA-binding protein RO60-like. NCBI's taxonomy places the organism in Eukaryota, Metazoa, Mollusca, Bivalvia, Myida, Dreissenidae. The coding region runs from base 185 to 1957 and encodes 590 amino acids. Gene Ontology annotation, molecular function: RNA binding. The record is from RefSeq and is a predicted model, not a curated record. Gene Ontology annotation, cellular component: ribonucleoprotein complex. The transcript is spliced from 8 exons.